Molecule: messenger RNA, 3711 nt
Organism: Rhopilema esculentum
Lineage: Eukaryota; Metazoa; Cnidaria; Scyphozoa; Rhizostomeae; Rhizostomatidae
Molecular function (GO): protein binding
Source: RefSeq, a predicted model, not a curated record
UCUUAAUUUCGUUAGACGGAUAAGAUUAUCACCAAUAUAUGUAUGUUAAUUUCAAUAUAUUAUUAUAAAUCUAACUUGAAGAAAAACGUAAAUAUUUCAAAUUUUCGCGUAGAAUAAGAAAAAGAGUGCACAUGAGAAUUCGCGCCAAUUUCAACAACGACAACAACAUUUCAUAAUGUUACAGCGAGUGGGAUUUGCACAAACAGCAAGGUGGACUAAAAUAUUUUUGUACUGACAUUCUUCGUAUUCCGCACCAACACCGCGAUGUAAACACGACGUUGAUCAUCACACGUGAACUAGCUUGAAAACUUCUUGAAUAAAAUGACGGAUCUCAAGAAGGACUCUUCGUUGGCCUUGGAAAGAUGUCCAGAGCACUUGCCCCUCGAGAUCCUUGUAAGAAUAUUUGACUUCCUUCCUGGAAAAUGUCUGCGUGUGUGUAGGCUAGUCUGUAACACCUGGAAAGUGGCAAGUAACAUUGCACUUUCAAAAGAACAUCGGCAAUGCCCUGUCGGCAAAAUAUUUUUCGUUUGGUUACCAACGAGAGCAAGCAAAGAAUCGUCGUAUCUAGAGCCAAUCAAGGAGUUCUUGGCUGAAACGAUGAUUGAUGUUGGCACAGCAAUAAUUUUAAAUGAAAUUUCUUGCACAAUGAAUUAUGACAGAGCACUUUGCCAAAGCCUGGUAAAUGCUAUCGAUCUCCAGGGCCAGACAGAGAGUAUUCCCAAUAAAGUGAAUGUUAUUGGUUGCACCGUGAAAUCAGCAUUUGGACCAAGAAACGCAGUCGCACUGAAAAGCACAAUACAGAAUAGUUUAGAACGUGUUAAUCAGUUGUAUUCAGCUGGAGUUCUUCUCAUUCCUAAAUCAGACAAAUACCUGAUCAGAAACUUCCAUAUCCCUAUGAAGAAAAAAUAUGAAAUGAUAAAAGGAUUUAAACACUUUCUGCCAAGAGCUUCCAAGGAUACUGCACUUGUAUUUUUGUUUAUUCAUCCUGUGACAUUAGGAAGAUUGUCUCAUUUAAUUGAUGCAAUACGGAGAGUUUAUUCUGAAAAUACUUGCAUUGUUGGAAUUUAUUCAGAAACUUGCAUAUACAGUGGAAAGUUGGUAACGAGCAAUGAAAUUGUUGGGCUUGUUUUCAGUGGUGAUGUUAAAUGCUUCUCAACUAUAAUUGACAAGGAAACUUUCUCUGGUGACCCAAAAGAAAAAGUAAAACAAUUAUCUGAAAUGUCAAAAAACAUUCCUGAUGAAGAAGACUAUGCAAAAGUUAUUUUCAUUUUUGCCCCACCGUGCAUUGUACAUGAGAAGAUGCUUUUAUUCCUUGCUGCCAUAAAACAAGCAUUUCAAGGGGUGCAGGUAUUUGCAGGCUACACAUGCAGUGUUUUUGGUGCCAAUCAUAACAUGGAUGAUACAAAUGGCAUAGCUGGUGGAAGAGACUUUUUACAAACACAAGCAGUCUUAUUUUGCCUUGUCAUGUUAAGCAAAAAGACACAUUCAUAAGUUUCUGAUUUCCACACACCAUCAUUGAAGCUUGUAAAUUUUAUAAGUGAAGUGCUAUGGAAAAAACAAGAGGGGGUAUUGUUCAAAUCAUUGCCAAACCUAAUCAGUAAAAGUACAAAUUGGUUACUUGCUGAUUUUAAUAUAGUGGGCUCAGCCCCCCUCCCCUCAGCCUUUUAGCACUACACCUCUGUUUAUAACUAAUUGCAAUGGGAUAUAUUUUCCUGGUGAAUUUUGUUAUUGAAUCAGAAAUAUAUUUUCCUGGUGAAUUUUUUAUAGUUUGAAAGUUUUCUGUAAUAUAAUGAUAUGUGUAUAUUUAUUUUAUUAUUUGCAAAUUUUGAUUUGUUUUAACUCCUUUUUUAAAAUAGGCAUAGGAAUCAAAGGUUCUGGAUUUGUUUUUUUUUCAAAAUUAUGUUGCUUAACUUUUUUAAGGGAGAAAUGACCAAUGCAUAUACUUGUUUUGUUAGAAUAGUUAUGUUGAAAUGAAAUGUUUUUGUUAUACAGUUCAUGCUAUUUUUCUAAGCAAACUUUCUAAAGUGUGCAAGAUUCGCAGUUUUUGUGUUAUUGUCAGUUGUUGGACUCUAUGCAUUCUCUUGCAACGAUUUUUUCGAAAAAAAAGUAAAACAGUCAUUUUGGAAAGCUAUGUUAAAGUGCAAUGACUCCAUGAGCAACUUUGGAAUGCUUGGAACAGUUGCUCAAACCCACCCUGUUGAUUUUGAGAUACUUGAGAAGUUUACAUGUCUUUCCACUGGCACAAAAGUCAAUGAUGCCUGCUUGUAGAGUUUCUGGAAAAUUUUUGAAAGAAAAGGGAAAGUUGCUGACCUUGUUUUAAUACAACCAUGUUUUGCCAAUCAUCUUUUGCACAUGGCAAGAUCAGCUUAUGUUGCUUACAUAGUUGUGUUGCUGCUGUAUUGAUUGCCAGGGUGCAUUCCAUGUAAUUAGACCCGAAGAUCUUUGGCGUACACUCAGGCUUUUUGGCGUUCCGAGUGCAAACUAAUAGAAAACAUUUUUGGCAUACGUAAAAUAUUCGUUAGUUGGCGUGCUAAACAUGAAGCCACGAACAUAGUUAACACGAAAAGAUAUGACACAAAUGUUGAUUGGUUCAAGGCAGCGCAACGUGCUUCGAUUGUAGAAUCACACGUUUUAUUAGAUGGUUCACAGCAAGUAACAGCGAAGUGUUCUACCCGUGUACGAUCAUUUUUGCUGUCCCUAGCCAAAUAUUACAAGCAAAAAAUUUUGGCACCUCCUUAUCUCCAUUUGCGCCCCUAUUCAGGGGGGCAUGGCCCCCUGGCCCCCUGCCACCACGCCUCUGCCUAACUCCUUAUCAUAAAUUGUUAUGAUAAAGCUGCUGAGAAGCCAGAAAACAUUGCAGAAGCUGCAGCUGAAUGUGAUCAAAGAAGAGUAUUUCAUCUUACGAAUCGGGCAUAUGCACUUGCUGUCAAAUCACCCAUUUGGAUUGUAAAAAAUUCCUUUAUUCUUCAAUAUCGUGAAAGAGAUAUUUAAGAUAAAAUUGAUCUCCAGCAAGCAGGUAAAAAAAGAGCAAAGCAGAAAAAGAAGAAUCUCUGUCCAUUGACUUUAAAGAAUAUUACUUUUUAUCAUUAAAUAUAUCUAACACUGUUUAUGCUUGGAUGUUGCUUUACUUGUUACGACAAGUUUACAUGUUCGCAUUACGUUAAUCCAAAUUUAAAUGUUUCCUUUAUCGUUAUCGUUUUUUAUGCUUGAGACCAGUUAUUUUAUACAAAAUAUUCUAAUUCUGUCAGCAAUACUAAAGAACCUUGCUAUACAGCUAUCAUUUUUUAAACAAAAUUUCCUAGCCUCCAUGGAUGUCACUUAUUAAUUUAAGACAAAGCCACGAUGGGGUGAAAGGCUUUAAAAUAACACAGCUUCAAAGGUUCAUGAGCUUUUCAAAUCCUUCAAAUUCAUCUUGUUGUUUAAACAAAAAAACAAAUAGAUAGAGUGUCUUUCUUUUACCAUUGGUGUAGAUAGAGGAGGUCAGAGGAGGCAAUCAGUGGCGUACCCAGGAAAUUUUUUUGGGACCACGCCCUUCAAGCAGUCGCAAUGCGGGGAAACGCCCUUUUUGCAUAAUACGGUAAAUGGCAAAGCAAUUUACAAUUGUUAUAAACACAAGGAUACAGUAUACUACAUCUCCCCCCAGCCAAUGAGUUUUACAUCGUUUUUGGACAUAUUGGACAUCGUUUCUCGAGGACCAUAUUUUAGAAAAGU